GCCCAGAAAAACGACAACGCGAGAAAAAUUAGUAUUUUUGCACUUCACAAAUUAAUGACCAUGAGUUCGUUUUUGAUAAACUCCAACUACAUCGAGCCCAAAUUCCCUCCCUGCGAGGAGUACACGCAGCACAGCGGCAGCGCCGGCAGCUCCGCCAGCUACCACCCGCACCACCCGCACCCGCACGCCCCACCACCGCCGCCGCCGCCGCCGCCGCCGCACCUGCACGCCGCGCACCCGGGUCCCGCUCUGCCCGAGUACUUCCCGCGGCCCCGCCGGGAACCCGGCUACCAGGCUCCCGCCGCGCCGCCGGGGCCGCCGGGGCCGCCUCCCGAGGCGCUGUACCCGGCGCAGGCACCCUCUUAUCCCCAGGCGCCCUACAGCUACAGCAGCGCCGGCAGCGCAGCCCCGGGCCCCGAGCAGCCGCCCCCGGGCGCCUCUCCGCCGCCGCCGCCGCCCUCCAAGGGCCACCCCGGGCCGACCCAGCCCCUGCUCCCCGGCCAUGCCCUGCAGCGCCGCUGCGAAGCGGCCCCCGCCGCCGGGGCCGGCACCGGGCCGGGCUGCGCGUUGCUGCCCGACAAGAGCCUGCCCGGGCUGAAGGGGAAGGAGCCGGUGGUGUACCCCUGGAUGAAGAAGAUCCACGUGAGCACGGUCAACCCCAACUACAGCGGCGGGGAGCCCAAGCGGUCCCGCACCGCCUACACCCGACAGCAGGUCCUGGAGCUGGAGAAGGAGUUCCACUUCAACCGCUACCUGACCAGGAGGCGACGCAUCGAGAUCGCGCACACCCUGUGCCUCUCCGAGCGCCAGGUCAAGAUCUGGUUCCAGAACCGGCGCAUGAAGUGGAAGAAGGACCACAAGCUGCCCAACACCAAGAUGCGCUCCUCCAACCAGCCCUCGCUCGGCCAGCAGCAGGCCAAGGCACAGACACAGGGCCACCCCCGCCCGCUCGACGGGGCUGCGCCCAACGCGGCCGCGCUAUAAGGGGGUUAUCUUUUUUUGUGGUUUUUUUUUGUUCUUUUUUUUUUUUUUUUAAUAUAUAGAUCUCUAUUUACCUAUCUAUUGGGGUUGUGCGGCCACCCGCACUGGCGGCUGGCCCUUGGGACCACGCAACUGUGUAAAACAAAGCAGGAGCAGGGAAGGAGGACGAGACGUGCCCAGGGACGGGCACACGUUGAAACCAAAACCCGGACGAUUGCCUACAUUGUAUAUAGAUAAUUGUUCCAUGCCCAUCAUUUUUUUUCUAUUUAUGGAAACCCUCUCUUGCCCUCGCUGUAAGAGUGCUGGAUGCUGUCACGGACGAAUUCUCUGUACCUAUGACGGACUCUUUUUUUUUUUUUUUUAAUUUUAAA
This is a messenger RNA of Lagopus muta (rock ptarmigan), 1352 nucleotides long. It is a transcript of the gene HOXA4, whose product is annotated as homeobox A4. The transcript has 2 exons. The coding region runs from base 55 to 984 and encodes 309 amino acids. Gene Ontology annotation, biological process: regulation of transcription by RNA polymerase II; embryonic skeletal system morphogenesis; anterior/posterior pattern specification. The record is from RefSeq and is a predicted model, not a curated record. Gene Ontology annotation, molecular function: RNA polymerase II cis-regulatory region sequence-specific DNA binding; DNA-binding transcription factor activity, RNA polymerase II-specific. Gene Ontology annotation, cellular component: nucleus. NCBI's taxonomy places the organism in Eukaryota, Metazoa, Chordata, Aves, Galliformes, Phasianidae.